Nelumbo nucifera (sacred lotus) is the source of this 2820-nucleotide messenger RNA. The record is from RefSeq and is a predicted model, not a curated record. NCBI's taxonomy places the organism in Eukaryota, Viridiplantae, Streptophyta, Magnoliopsida, Proteales, Nelumbonaceae.
UCUUACUUUAUUUGGCCACAAUCUCUCCAUGACAACCAGAAAUAGGGUGGGUGGUUCGUAUAAGAAACCACCCUAUUUCAUCUUUUUUCUGAUAGAAAUUGAAUGAAAGCUCCCUACUUGACAGUUGACACACUAAAAAACCAUUUUGAUUUCUUGAUAAUUUGAGUUCAACUCUGUUAAAACCUGGUCACAAAGUAUUUUGGUAAAUGGAGUCCAGCUCUCUACAUGGAUCCUUUCAAAAUCCUUCCCAUUUCUCUUGAUCAACAGUCCGCGCGCAGCAACUUGCAGACCACUGAGAAAAGUCCGAGGACAGAUGAAACAUAAAUCCGAAGCCCAACGCCUAUAUUUCUGUUUACACCAAAGCCCCAUUUGCCAAUUCUUCAGCUUUGGUUUCCUACCAUGGCUCUCUGCAACACACGAUUCUAUGUUCUCCGAUCACCGACCUUCCUUUUUGUUCAGUUUCAGAUGUUGAUGAUUUUACUCUUAAUAUUCACUCCAUCUGCAGCUUCAUUAUCCUUCAACUUCACCAGUUUCGAUACCAACAGCAGAGAGAUCCAGUACGAGGGAAAUGCUUCUCCCUCGGACGGUGUCAUCCAACUGACCAGAAAUCGAAUCGACAUGUCCGUCGAUCUCAGCGUCGGGCGAGCCACAUAUGAACAGCCAGUGCACCUAUGGGAUAACGCCACCAACAAUCUCACCGACUUCACCACCGAUUUCUCCUUUACCAUCGACGCUAGAAAUAACACCAUCCCCGGCGAUGGACUUGCUUUCUUCCUCGCUCCCAAUGGUUCCACUCUUCCACCGAACUCAACAGGUAGCCCGCUUGGUCUUUUUGAACGCAGACUCAUGUUCAACACGACAGAAAACCAAAUUGUUGCAGUGGAGUUCGACACUUUCAAAAACCCUUUUGAUCCUAGUGACGAUCAUCUUGGUAUCGACAUCAACUCUAUCGAAUCUGUGAGGAAUGUGUCAUGGCCUCAUAGUAUGAAGGAUGGGAGAAGAGCCAAUGCUCGGAUUACUUACAAUUCCAGUACUAAAGAUUUGAGUGUUUUCUUGACGUACGAUGACAUUCCAGUAUUUACAGGGAGCCCCAAUCUUUCUUAUACCGUUGAUCUAAGGGAUUAUCUACCAGAAUGGGUUACAGUUGGGUUUUCUGCUUCUACAGGGAGGCACAACGAAUCGUUCCAGUUGCAUGUCAUCAACUCCUGGGCAUUCUCCUCAAGCUUGGAACUGGGUAACUCAAAUUCGGAGACGGGUGAAGACAAGAACAACACUGGAUUAGUGGUGGGAUUGGUUGUUGGUGCAGGCGCCUUGGUUGCAGCUGGCUUGACUGUGGUAUGGUUAGUUUUCAGGAAGAGGCUGAACAGAGGCAAAGACGAUGACUAUGACAGUGAGGAUGUGAUCUUAGAUGACACCAUGGAUGAUGAAUUUGAAAAGGGAACAGGACCCAAAAGGUUCUUGUACAAAGAGUUGUCUCGCUCCACAAAUAACUUCAGUGAAGAAGGGAAGCUUGGGGAGGGAGGAUUUGGAGGGGUUUACAGAGGUUUCUUGAGUGAUCUCAACUCAGAUGUGGCCAUCAAGAGAGUUUCUAAAGGAUCUAAGCAAGGUGUAAAAGAGUACAUGUCUGAGGUGAAGAUCAUCAGUCGACUGCGACACAAGAACUUGGUGCAACUCGUGGGGUGGUGUCACCAACGAAGUGAACUCCUCCUUGUCUAUGAGUUCAUGCCCAACGGCAGCCUUGACUCUCAUCUCUUUGGAACAAAGGGUUUGUUGACAUGGGAGGUGAGGUACAAUAUAGCUCUUGGCUUAGCCUCUGCAUUGCUUUAUUUGCAUGAGCUGUGGGAGCAGUGUGUCAUUCACAGAGACAUUAAGUCGAGCAAUGUGAUGUUGGAUUCCAACUUCAAUGCCAAACUGGGGGACUUCGGGCUGGCCAGGCUCGUAGACCAUGGGGAAGGAGCACAGACGACCAUGUUGGCUGGCACCAUGGGGUACAUGGCUCCUGAAUGCGUUAUAACAGGGAAGGCUAGCAAGGAAUCAGAUGUGUACAGCUUUGGAGUUGUGGCUCUGGAAAUUGCUUGUGGGAGAAGGCCGGUUGAUUCCAAGGCUGAAGAAGGAAAAGUACGGUUGUUGGAGUGGGUGUGGGAGUUCUAUGGACAAGGGAAGCUUGUUGAAGCAGCAGAUUCGAGAUUGCUAAAUCUGGGUUUUGACGAGAAGCAGUUGGAAUGCUUGAUGAUUGUUGGGUUAUGGUGCGCUCACCCAGAUUACAACCUCAGACCUUCCAUAAGGCAAGCGUUGAAUGUUCUUAGUUUUGAAGCUCCAUUGCCCGUUCUACCUUCUAAGAUGCCUGUGCCCACUUAUUUUGCUCCUCCAUCACAGAUCAGCUUGUUUUCGAAUACAUCAUUUUAUGGGGCAACGGGUUCUGAGGGAUUCCAAGCCCAAUCUUCAUCCGAUGGCUAUACUACCAACUCUUCCGCCAUAUCAAACACGCCUUCUGCAUCCUCUGCAACUUCUACUUCCUUCCUGCAACCACAACCACGUUAAGUGCUUCUAAGGCAGAAUGGUUGGUUGAGGUUCUUUCAUUAGUCGUUUCUUAUCUCGGCAAAUUCAUUGGAUAUUUUAUUAUCAUCCAACUUUUCUUUGUUAAUAUUUAAUUCCAUUUUUUGAACAAAAGUGAGCGUUUUUUGACCUGUAAAAGCAAGUGUAUUUUGAGCCGUGUCAAUUUUUGUUUUUUGGGUUGAUUUGUUGGGGUUGGGGGCUUGGGGCUAUGCAAUUUACGAGUUAUCAAAAUUUGUAAAUAUAAUAAAGAUAACUAUUUGAUAA